AUGACGAGUAAUAUGCCAGACUCGUUUUUUAAUAGAACAAAAAUAGUAGGUAUUUGGGACUUUUGUUGGACUUUGUUUGGUUUGCCACAAAUCGGGUUAAAUUCUAAGUUAUUGGAGUGGGAUUUAAUCCUCUUUUUAAAACCAAAUUCGCUGGAAGUCCAAAAGAAAACUUCAAAGAACAGACAAACAGCUAUUGACAUGGACGUAACGACUUCCACGCUUAUCAAAUCACUUCUUUUGGAAUUGAUAAGUCCAAAGCUUCAAUCUUCUCCAAAAGAUUUGACAGACAAAGUUAAAGACGAGAUAUCAAAAUACACUCACGACGUCACACUCGAACCUUUCACAACACACGACUAUCUUACAAAGUAUAAAUACCAUAUGAUAUCUGUAUUCUUCUUCAUAUUGGUUCUCAUCUCUUUAGCUUCCCCAGCAACUACCAGUAUCAUUUCCGUCCUCUUUGUCUUCUUUCAUUAUUUGGUAUACCACGCACGCUUCUUUGAUAUCACAAAGUACUUACCUGGGAAAUCCGCAAAUAACAUUUUUGCAUACCUCCCCACAGAAAAUGUCGAAAGUGCAAAAACAGUGUUGGUUAUAGCACACACUGAUAAGACCAAAAAGGACGUGAGCCGACGUGGUCCAGUCAUCCAAGUCAUUAUGAACGUCGCAAUUUACUUGUUGACGCUUUGUGCGUUAAUUGGGUUUGUUGGGGGAUUUUUCUUCGGAGACUAUUUGCUGUAUCCAGUCAUCUCAAUUUCGUCAGUCCUUUGUGUCAUUCUGUCGCUGAGUAUAAUUAAAUACUCGGCGUUAGGGGAUAUACAAGGUAUCGCAACAACAUCAUGUGCGAUUGAAAUCUUAAACAAAUUCAGUGGAAAAUACGGGGGAAAUUCCUGCGACAAUUCUGAUAAAAAAGAAAAGCAGAAAGUCAAUUUAGCAAUUUUAAUUGUUCCAACGAAUUCAGAAAGGCACGAAGGAGUUAAAGCGUUUAUGACAACACACGACAAAGACAAGAGAGUGAAUCCAGAGAGUACCACAGUCAUUUGUCUCGACCAAUUAGACGACAGCGGUAAUAUUCGUGUUUUAAAAAGAGAAGGAUUUUCAGUGUAUAACACCGAAGUAAUGCAACGACUUGUCGAAGCAUCUCAAGAGGAAGGAAUCAAGUUAUUUGAAACCAUUAACAUACUUCGAACACCAUUCACUAAUGCAUCAGAGUGUAAUAAAAUAUAUAAAGUGGCUGCCAUUCAAUCAUUAUGUAGAACAUCGACUCGGGUCGAAAGAGAUGGUAUAGAGUAUUUGGCUAGUCUCGACGGAAUCGAGAUGAUGAUUCAUGAGGAUCAAAUUAAAACAAUAAACGAUGUUUCUGAAGUCAUCAUGAAAUACAUAACACUUGAAGAAACACCAAUCGGUGACAAAGAAAACACUUCUAAGAAGUCAGAGAGUUUCGAGGAAGAAAACACACACUUUGCAGAGGACAAAGGUCUCCUCAAUUCUGUAGUGAUUGAUGAUUAA
Molecule: messenger RNA, 1506 nt
Organism: Entamoeba invadens IP1
Lineage: Eukaryota; Evosea; Mastigamoebida; Endamoebidae
Exons: 2
Coding region: 1-1506 (501 amino acids)
Source: RefSeq, a predicted model, not a curated record